Fragaria vesca subsp. vesca is the source of this 2419-nucleotide messenger RNA. Its product is annotated as reticuline oxidase-like protein-like. Gene Ontology annotation, molecular function: oxidoreductase activity; FAD binding. NCBI's taxonomy places the organism in Eukaryota, Viridiplantae, Streptophyta, Magnoliopsida, Rosales, Rosaceae. The transcript is spliced from 3 exons. The coding region runs from base 11 to 2419 and encodes 802 amino acids. The record is from RefSeq and is a predicted model, not a curated record.
CAAACCUCAAAUGACGACACGAUCUAAUCAAACUACGUUCGUCUCCUCUGUUCUCCUCUUCCUUCUCCUUCUUCACGUCUCUGCAACCUCCGCUUCUCUCUAUGACGACUUCGUUCGAUGCCUAAACACCCACCCAAACUCCUCAGCCUCCCAAAUAGUCAUCCCCCAAAACAACCCUUCUUUCACUUCAACUCUCAGAGCCUACAUCCGUAAUGCUCGCUUCAACACCACCUCGACUCCAAAGCCAGUUCUCAUCCUCACGCCGAAGACCGAGUCCCACGUCCAGGCCUCCGUCCUCUGCGCCAAGAAACUCAACGUCCAGCUCAAAACCCGAAGCGGCGGACACGACUACGAGGGUAUCUCGUACGUCUCGACCGAACCAACUUUCGUAGUCCUGGACUUGUUUAACUUCCGGUCGAUCGACGUGAACGCCGAGGCCGGCUACGCGUGGGCCCAGGCAGGCGCGACUCUCGGGGAGUUGUACUACAGAAUCGCCGAGAAGAGUAAAACGCUAGGGUUUCCCGCUGGGAUUUGUCCCACGGUCGGCGUCGGUGGACACGUCAGCGCCGGCGGUUAUGGGAACUUGUUGAGGAAGUAUGGCCUCUCCGUCGAUAAUGUAUUGGAUGCAUUGAUUGUUGAUGUGAACGGGAAGCUUCUGGAUAGGAAAGCAAUGGGGGAGGAUUUGUUUUGGGCUAUCAGAGGCGGCGGCGGAGGAAGCUUUGGGGUUAUCUUGGCAUAUAAACUGAAGUUGGUUCCCGUGCCGGAAAAGGUAACGGUUUUCCGGGUGAUGAGUUACACGGAGAGUAAUGCAACCGACGUCGUUUUGAAGUGGCAGGAUGUGGCGCCGAGUACGGUGGAUGAUUUGUGGAUGAGGAUGUUGGUGCAGCCGGUGAGUUCUCCGACCAAGAAGGGAACCAACACUGUUAGGAUUUCAGUUCUGGGCCAGUAUCUAGGCAAUUCUAAUCAGUUGGUUUCAGUUUUGGGUAAGCAGUUUCCUGAACUGGGUUUGAAGAAGGAGGACUGUUUGGAGAUGAGUUGGAUUGAAUCCGUGGUUUGGUGGAACGAUGGUUCGACUCCUAAUGUCACCAAACCGGAGGUUUUGCUUGAUCGAAACCCCGACCAGGCUAAGUUCGGGAAGAGGAAGUCGGAUUACGUGCAGACCCCGAUUUCAAGAGAAGGGUUGGAGUCAUUGUGGAAGAAGUUGAUUGAAUUAGGGAAGACUGGUUUGGUGUUCAAUGCAUAUGGUGGGAAAAUGGCCCGAGUUUCGGCCUCCGACGCGCCUUUUCCUCAUCGGGCUGGGAAUUUGUUUAAGAUUCAGUACUCGGUGAGUUGGGAAGAUGGAGGAGAGGAAGCAACUAAAGAGUAUUUGAAUCAAACUAGGGUGCUUUACAGUUUUAUGACCCCAUUUGUGUCCAAGAAUCCAAGGAGUGCUUUCUUGGCUUAUAGGGACCUCGACAUUGGUGUGAACAAUUUUGGGAAGGAUAGCUACGAACAGGGGAAGGUGUAUGGAUUGAAGUACUUCAACGACAAUUUCAAUAGGUUGGUGAAGGUGAAGACUGCAGUUGAUCCAGAAAAUUUCUUCCGGAAUGAGCAGAGUAUUCCACCUCUUCCAAGGAAGGAAGAGCCUGUUGAUUUGGGUGACCUUCAGUGCCCGAAGAAAGGUUCUAUUGCUCCUCGAUACUACUUGGUCGGACGCCUCAACACUGCUAGGGCAGUGGCUUUUGAUGCGUUUCGAAGUGUUGUUCGCAAUAUGUGGCCUCUCCCUUAUCCAGUUGAAGUUCAAGCAAGAGGUGAUCGCUACAUGUUUACAUUCGCUAGCGAAUGUGAUGUCAAUCGAGUCAAGAAGGGCGGUUCUUGGGCUUACCAGCACUCAAUGAUCAUCAUCAAUGACUAUGAUAGAUUCUCUGAUAUUAGGCAAGUCCCUUUGAAUUUCCUUUGGUUAUUGGUGGAAAUCCUUGUACUUACGGCUGCACUGACAAUGGCGGCUACGACAAGAGUCAACAUGCCUUCCACACUAUUCGCUCUAGCUUCUGUGUCGCUUUCUUCCCUCUUCCCUAAAGAGAAGAGAGUUGUAACCAUCACAGAGGUGCCUGUUUUUCCCUCUCCUACAAUGAUUAUAGGAAUUCGGCAAGAACGUGAAAAAGAAAUGUCUCCAAAUGGUAAGCGUGCUCGACAUGCUCUGGCAAUGGUUCCAUUGUCUUUGAACCCUAAUGAACUUGGCUUUUAUGUUAACCCUAAUGGUGAUCUGAGUAUUGCUAAGACUAGAAAGUCUCCCAAGAAGAGAGGAAGAUCGAGAGGUAGCAAGAACAAGAAGAGAGUUAUAGAAGGAGCAUCUGAGUCUCCAGAUUCCAUGGCUUCGAGUGUAUCACAGGUUGCAGGUGUUGAAGACCCAGGCCUCAACUUAGAGGCUGAGGCAUAG